This is a messenger RNA of Debaryomyces tyrocola, 444 nucleotides long. Lineage: Eukaryota; Fungi; Ascomycota; Pichiomycetes; Serinales; Debaryomycetaceae. The record is from the annotation of a GenBank genome assembly.
AUGGCACAAUUAUCGUCCGAAGGUAAUAAUGCUAUUAUUUAUUUAACUUAUGCCUUUCUUUUAGCUACGGGUAUAUUCAUUGCGUGGAAGUAUACUAAGGCAGAUUCAUUCUUAUCUUCCAAUGGAACCCAGCGAGGACUUCCGUUAGCAUUGAAUUUUAUUGCUUCAGGUAUGUAAUUUUACAAGUAACUGUUUGUGAUAGUAACAUAACGGUCUUUUGAUCAAGUAAUAAUUAAACAAGGAGAACAAUUAUUAAAAGGCAAUCUUUUUAUCAGGAUUCCAUUUGUAAAAUACAACAAUAAGACUAGCGGGUGUCUUUCCAUGUCAUUACCCAGAAGGUUAAUGAAAUGAAAAGACUGAGAAUACACCGUUCGAACUCGAUCAAGUUAGUACUUGCGUGAGGAAGUUUUGUUGUUAUCACAUAGUCUAAUUAUUAUUAGAUGA